Kwoniella mangroviensis CBS 8507 is the source of this 4677-nucleotide messenger RNA. RefSeq lists its product as uncharacterized. Lineage: Eukaryota; Fungi; Basidiomycota; Tremellomycetes; Tremellales; Cryptococcaceae. The record is from RefSeq and is a predicted model, not a curated record. The transcript has 11 exons. The coding region runs from base 1 to 4677 and encodes 1558 amino acids. Gene Ontology annotation, cellular component: nucleus. Gene Ontology annotation, biological process: positive regulation of transcription by RNA polymerase II. Gene Ontology annotation, molecular function: DNA binding; ATP-dependent chromatin remodeler activity; ATP binding.
AUGUCAGAACCUACACCCGCUCCCACUCCUGCUCCCCCUGCAUCUGACCCGACUUCAACCGCACCUGAACCCACAGCUGCAUCUGCAUCGACCCCAAUCCCACAAACAAACGACGCUACUGCAUCACCUAUCAAAGCACCUGCAGCUAUACCACCUCAAACGUCCACAUCUACCCCAGUCAAUGCCUCAACACCUCUACCUCCCACCACCGCACCGAUCGCGGCCCCUUCUCCCGCUCCCAAUGCUACUGCACCUAGACCCACAGUGAUGCUAGACGAAGAGAAGAAAUUGGAAUUGGUGAAAGGGAUGGAUCUAGCGAAACUGACAAUGUUGAGAAAAAGAACAGCAGAACUUCAAGCUGCUGGUCAUACAAGGGAAACUUCCUCGGAAUUAGGGAAAUUGAUGAUGGUUCUGGAGAUGUAUGCCAGAGCCAGGCAAAUUGAACUUGAAAAACAAGCCAAAGCUGCUGCGGCUUCAGCUCAACAAGAUACUAACGGUGAUUCACCCGCUGGACCAAGCAAUGGAGCUUCUCCUUCAACGGCUCCUGCCCCUACACCGACACCUGCUCAUGUAUCGAUGAACCCUGCUCAAAUCGCCCAGCUUCGUUCCCAAGCUCAAGCCUAUCAAUCCCUCUCCAAAGGUCAACCCGUUCCCUCCUUCCUCCUCAAUGCAGCUCAAGGCAUACCUCCAGCUGGUAUUGCGGGUCAGCCUCUUCCUCAAUCGCCUCUUAACGAGAUAGAAGCUAAAAUAGCCGACAAGACCGUCGAAUCUAUUGUCCAGAAUACUGUAGAUCAGAGCAAGGACGAUGGGCAACCCGAAAAGACUACUCCGCCACCAAAAGAAGCUGAGAAGGUAGAUGGAGAAGUCAAUGGAUCAGGAGCGUCAAGUGAUAACGAGAAAGUUGUCACGCCACCAGCGACUGAACCCGCACCUGUCGUGCCCACCGGACCACCAUACGCCAUGGAACUAGACCAGUCUUCUCUCAUCUACCCUUACAAUGCUUAUACCCAUCCCUCCAUCUACGGCAACCGGAAAUUUGAUGAUGAGGUAGCCAACCCCCUCAGCAAGAUGCAACGUCUUGUCGCCCCGUCGCUCAUGCCCAAAGGACUCGACCCAUACUUGUUGAUGGAGGAGAGAAACCGAUAUGUCGAGACUCGAAUGGCAUGGAGAAUGAAAGAGCUCGAACAGAUAUCAUCAACCGCAGGAUUAGGUGAACAAGGUGCGAAAGACGUCCCAGGUAUCGUCGACGGAGAAGAUAAGAAACCUGGAAGUAAUCUAGGUAUUCAAGCUAGAAUUGAACUGCUUAGUCUUAGAUUAUUAGGCAAACAAAGGUUACUUAGGGAAGACGUCGUUCGAGCUAUGCACGGAGCUACUCAAGUCCCAGCUGAUCGAUCUCAAUUCCGCCGAUUCCGUACCCAUACGCUUAGAGAUGCUAGAGCUACGGAAACUGCCGAAAGGAGACAAAGAACGGAACGAGAACAAAGAGGUAAACAAAGACAUCUGGCGUAUAUCAACUCCAUCUGCGAACACGGUCAAAAUCUCAUUGGUGCUGGUGUAGGAACCUCAAGAGGAUCAGGUGCGGAUAAAAUGAAGAGGUUGGGUAGAGCGAUGAUGAAGCUUCAUGCUGAUACUGAGAAAGAGGAACAGAGACGUAUAGAGAGAUUAGCAAAGGAACGUCUGAAAGCUUUGAAGAACGAUGAUGAAGAUGCCUAUCUGGCUUUAUUGGGAGAAGCCAAAGAUUCGCGUAUUGGACAUUUACUCAAGCAGACCGAUCAAUACCUGGAGACCCUCGCUGCUGCCGUGGUGGAACAGCAGAACGAUGAUGUUCAUCGAGAUCAACAGAAAUUGGAAUUACCCUUCGAGCAAGAAGAAGGUAUGGCUUCUGAAGAGAUGUUCGGUGCUAGACGACAGGAUGGGGAAGAAGCUGGAGCAGAGAGGAAAGCAGGAAAAGUCGAUUACUAUGCGAUAGCCCAUCGGGUUCAGGAGAAGGUUACUAAACAGGCCAGUAUACUUACUGGAGGUACACUGAAAGAUUAUCAGAUCAAAGGUCUUCAGUGGAUGAUCAGUUUGUAUAAUAAUAGAUUGAAUGGUAUCUUGGCUGAUGAAAUGGGUCUUGGUAAAACCAUUCAAACCAUAUCCUUGAUCACCUAUCUGAUCGAAAGUAAACGACAACCUGGACCAUUCUUGGUAAUCGUACCAUUAUCAACGUUGACGAAUUGGACUUUAGAAUUCCAGAAAUGGGCACCAGCCGUUAGAACUUUGAUCUUGAAAGGUUCGCCUGCGAUUAGAAAAGAGUUAUAUCCAAGAUUACGUGCUCAAGAUUUCCAAGUUUGCCUGACGACUUAUGAAUAUAUCAUCAAGGAGAGACCGAUGUUAUCCAAGAUCAAGUGGAUACACAUGAUCAUUGAUGAAGGACAUAGAAUGAAGAAUGUCAAAUCGAAAUUGAGUCAAACGUUGAAUGAACAUUAUUCGAGUAGAUAUAGAUUGAUCUUGACUGGUACGCCGUUACAGAACAAUUUACCGGAGUUAUGGGCAUUAUUGAACUUCGCCUUACCGAAAAUCUUCAAUUCGGUCAAAUCGUUUGAUGAAUGGUUUAACGCGCCAUUUGCCAAUACAGGUGGUGAAAAGAUGGAGAUGAACGAAGAAGAAGCUUUGUUGGUCAUCAAACGUCUACAUAAAGUACUUCGACCUUUCUUAUUGAGAAGAUUGAAGAAAGAUGUGGAAUCUGAGUUACCGGAUAAAGUGGAGAAGGUCAUUUAUACCAAGAUGUCCGCUCUUCAAUGGAAAUUAUACGAGAGUGUACAGAAAUACAAACAAUUACCUACGGAUCUAACUGCUGCUGGUAAACCGCAAAAACGACAGAAUCUACAGAAUGCUCUUAUGCAACUUCGAAAGAUUUGUAAUCACCCUUACGUGUUUAGAGAAGUGGACGAGGACUUUACUGUUGGAAAUACAACAGAUGAACAGAUCAUUAGAGUGUCUGGUAAAUUCGAAUUGUUAGAUAGGAUCUUACCCAAACUAUUCAAGACUGGUCACAAGGUUCUCAUGUUCUUCCAAAUGACAGAAAUCAUGACCAUCGUCUCCGAUUUCUUCGAAUACCGAGGAUGGAAAUACUGUCGAUUGGACGGUAGUACCAAGGCUGAAGAUCGACAACAAUUGUUAUCGACUUUCAACGAUCCGCAAUCACCUUACCAGAUUUUCAUCUUGUCCACUCGUGCGGGUGGUUUGGGUCUAAACUUGCAAUCAGCCGAUACUGUCAUCAUCUACGACACCGAUUGGAACCCUCAUGCGGAUUUACAAGCUCAAGAUCGAGCGCAUCGUAUCGGACAGAAGAAAGAGGUCCGAGUACUCAGAUUGAUCUCCUCUGGAACUGUGGAAGAACUCGUCCUAGCUAGAGCUCAACAGAAAUUGGCCAUCGAUGGAAAAGUCAUUCAAGCUGGUAAAUUCGAUGAUGUCACUACUGGUGCAGAAUACGAAGCUUUGUUAGCGAAGGCUUUCGAGACCAAUCCUGACGACGACAAUGAAGAGACCAAUGAGUUGGAUGAUGACGAGUUGAACGAGCUAUUAGCUAGAGGAGAUGAAGAAUUAGGUAUUUUCACCGAGAUGGACAAAGAACGAAAAGCGAACAAAAUUGAGAAUUGGAAGUCGACUGGUAAAGCGGGUGAAUUACCUCCUCCGUUGAUGCAGGAAUCGGAAUUACCUCCAUUCUACCGAAGAGAUAUAGGACAAGAGAUGGCAUUGCAAAUUGCCAAUGAGGAAGAACAAGGUCGAGGUCGAAGGAAUAGAAACGAAGUGCGAUAUACGGAUGGACUAACGGAUGAUCAGUUCCUGGCUGCUCUUGAAGAUUCGGAUGACGAUGUGGAAGAAGCUGCUGAUAGGAAGAGGAAAAGAGCGGCGAAUCGAGCAGAAAGGAAAAGAAUGAAUGAACUUCUAGCUCAAGCUGAAGCGGAAGGCAAACCUCCACCUUCGCAAACUCCCAUCACACCUCUACCGGUCAGUGGACUGAAAAAGAAAAGAGGAAGACCAAGCAAGAGUGCGACGCCGUCGUUGGGUGGUGACGAUGUAGUUCCAUCCACUAAACGACGAAAGAUCGGUGGAGCUGCUGGUGGAGGAGCACCGAUAUCAGGUCCUGAGCUGGCAUUGAUGAAAAAUUUGUUCGAUGAGACAAAUAAGCUGAAAUCGGAGGUAGGCGAAGAUCUAAAUCAGUUCUUCUUGGCUCCUGUAAGCAAGAGAGAUUACCCCGAUUAUUAUGCUAUCAUCGCCCAACCUAUCGCCUUAUCUCAGAUCAAAACUAAAAUUGGUAAACCUGGAUAUACCAUUCAGAAUCUCAAAUCUGACAUGCACCUCCUAUGGGAUAAUGCCCGGACAUACAACGUAGAGGGAUCAUGGGUCUAUAACGCCGCGGAAGAUAUGCAGGAAUUUUUCGAUAAUCUUUGGUCGACCGAAUAUCCCAAACUCGCUGCUUCGAUCUCAACAGGAGGAGAAGAUUCAGGAAAUACCAGCGGGACUUCUACGCCUAUGUUCAAGGCCAACCCUACUGAGAGGAUCACUGCACCGAAAAUUAGGAUAUCAAUGGGUAAGAAGAAGAUUGAAGCUAAGGCUGAACAGGAGGAUGAGGAUGAUGAUCAGGAUGAAGAUGAUGAUGAGGAUGAAGAUAUGGGUGAUGAUGAUUAUUAG